GGCGGCCGGAGCUGGAGGGGGAGGAGGGGAGGAACCUGAUCUCUCCGGUAGCGAAGGGCUGGAGGCAAACACCGAGUUCCCCCAGAGCCGCCCGGGAGCAGGGAGGGCUCCGCCACCCCGGGGGGCCCUCCCCGCGGGGCAGAUGAGUUCAGAAUGCAGACUCUCUGAGCUGUAUUUUGGGGUCCCCCAAGCAUUCCAUCCUCUCGACUCUCCAUAAACUUUUGGAUUCAUAACCCACUCCAUACUUGAGAAAAGGGAUUGGAAUAAGGUAUGUCCAACAUGCUGAGGGUGCAGAGGUGAAUCAGCGGAUGCACUGUUAGUGGGGGAGAUGGACAGGAACAUUUUAGUUGAUAAACCAAAUGACCAGUCUUCAAGGUGGUCUUCAGAGAGCAACUACCCUCCGCAGUACUUGAUUCUGAAGCUUGAAAGGCCUGCUAUAGUCCAGAAUAUCACGUUUGGAAAAUAUGAGAAAACUCAUGUCUGCAAUUUGAAGAAAUUUAAAGUCUUUGGUGGAAUGAAUGAGGAAAACAUGACAGAGCUGUUGUCCAGUGGCUUAAAGAAUGAUUAUAACAAAGAAACAUUUACCUUAAAGCAUAAAAUUGAUGAACAGAUGUUUCCGUGUCGAUUCAUUAAAAUAGUUCCACUCUUAUCGUGGGGACCCAGCUUUAACUUUAGCAUCUGGUAUGUUGAACUUAGUGGCAUUGAUGAUCCCGAUGUAGUACAGCCCUGUCUCAACUGGUAUAGUAAGUACCGUGAACAGGAAGCUAUUCGUCUUUGCCUAAAACACUUUAGACAACAUAACUAUACAGAAGCCUUUGAAUCACUGCAAAAGAAAACCAAGAUUGCCCUGGAACAUCCAAUGUUAACAGAUCUGCAUGAUAAAUUGGUAUUGAAGGGUGAUUUUGAUGCUUGUGAAGAAUUGAUUGAAAAAGCUGUAAAUGAUGGCUUGUUCAAUCAGUAUAUCAGUCAGCAGGAAUAUAAGCCACGAUGGAGUCAGAUCAUUCCCAAAAGUACCAAAGGUGAUGGAGAAGAUAACCGGCCAGGAAUGAGGGGAGGUCAUCAGAUGGUUAUUGACGUCCAGACAGAGACUGUUUAUUUGUUUGGUGGCUGGGAUGGAACGCAAGAUCUUGCUGACUUCUGGGCGUACAGUGUGAAAGAGAACCAGUGGACUUGUAUCUCUAGAGACACUGAGAAAGAGAAUGGUCCUAGUGCUAGAUCAUGUCAUAAAAUGUGCAUUGACAUUCAACGAAGGCAAAUCUACACUUUGGGGCGUUAUUUGGAUUCCUCUGUGAGGAACAGCAAAUCUCUGAAAAGUGAUUUCUAUCGUUACGACAUUGACACAAACACAUGGAUGUUACUCAGUGAGGAUACUGCUGCUGAUGGAGGACCGAAACUAGUGUUUGAUCAUCAGAUGUGUAUGGACUCGGAAAAACACAUGAUCUACACCUUUGGUGGUAGAAUUUUGACAUGUAAUGGCAGUGUAGAUGACAGCAGAGCCAGUGAACCACAAUUCAGUGGAUUGUUUGCUUUCAACUGUCAAUGUCAAACCUGGAAACUUCUUCGAGAGGACUCCUGUAAUGCUGGUCCUGAGGACAUCCAGUCUCGGAUAGGACACUGCAUGCUAUUCCACUCAAAAAAUCGUUGCUUAUAUGUAUUUGGUGGCCAGCGAUCGAAGACCUAUUUGAAUGAUUUCUUCAGUUAUGAUGUGGAUUCUGAUCAUGUAGACAUAAUAUCAGAUGGUACCAAGAAAGACUCUGGAAUGGUUCCAAUGACAGGAUUCACACAGAGAGCAACCAUUGACCCAGAGCUGAAUGAAAUACAUGUCUUAUCUGGACUUAGCAAAGACAAGGAAAAGAGGGAAGAGAAUGUCAGAAAUUCAUUCUGGAUUUAUGAUAUUGUAAGAAAUAGUUGGUCUUGUGUCUAUAAGAAUGAUCAAGCUGCAAAGGAUAAUCCAAGUAAAAGUCUUCAGGAGGAAGAACCAUGUCCAAGAUUUGCCCAUCAGCUUGUAUAUGAUGAAUUACACAAGGUUCAUUAUUUAUUUGGUGGGAAUCCAGGAAAAUCAUGCUCCCCAAAGAUGAGAUUAGAUGACUUCUGGUCACUGAAAUUGUGUAGGCCUUCAAAAGAUUACUUACUGCGGCAUUGCAAGUACCUCAUAAGAAAACACAGGUUUGAAGAAAAGGCCCAAAUGGAUCCCCUUAGUGCUCUGAAAUAUUUACAAAAUGAUCUUUAUAUAACUGUGGAUCACUCAGACCCAGAAGAAACUAAAGAGUUUCAGCUCCUAGCUUCAGCUCUAUUUAAAUCUGGUUCAGAUUUCACAGCUCUAGGCUUUUCGGACGUGGAUCACACCUAUGCUCAAAGAACUCAGCUCUUUGACACCUUAGUGAAUUUCUUUCCUGACAGCAUGACUCCUCCCAAAGGCAACCUGGUGGACCUCAUCACACUGUGACUGAAGAGUCCCUGGACAGAACUGGAGCACAGGAGUCUGCUUUUGGUAUUCUGGAUUUCAGCUCUGUUGGCUGACAGUUAGGCUACAGUGACUGAGGACUGUACCAGAGCUUUGAAGGGAUCUUUGCUGUCACAAGUUUUAACCCUCUUCCUUCACACCUGACCUUGACCCCGUCGUCCUCAUCCCAUUCCUAAAUUAGGCUAAUAAAGUGAAAUUGGUAUAUACUUUCCAUUAAA
Messenger RNA from Cervus elaphus (red deer), 2682 nucleotides. RefSeq names its product muskelin 1 (gene MKLN1). The record is from RefSeq and is a predicted model, not a curated record. Lineage: Eukaryota; Metazoa; Chordata; Mammalia; Artiodactyla; Cervidae. Gene Ontology annotation, molecular function: protein binding. Bases 329 to 2446 code for a protein of 705 amino acids. Gene Ontology annotation, cellular component: cytoplasm. The transcript is spliced from 20 exons.